Molecule: messenger RNA, 4715 nt
Organism: Paramuricea clavata
Lineage: Eukaryota; Metazoa; Cnidaria; Anthozoa; Malacalcyonacea; Plexauridae
Source: the annotation of a GenBank genome assembly
AUGCGAGCCGAUCGAGCUGCUCAAAAGAUAUGUCAAAUCUUCGUCUUCGUCUUGAUGGGAUCGUACCCGUUCGCAGGUAAAGUGAGGGCCAUCCAGUGACCUGAUCCACCAUGCACCUAACCUGCGAAUCGGCAUGUUGGGUCAGGGUAUGCUGUUGCACUGAUCUCCGGGUACGAUAUUGCAUCUCCGGUACGACAUGUUGCAUUUCCGCAUACGAGAUAUUAGGGAGCUUUAGAUUUGAGCACGAGAUUCGUCAAGCGAAACGCGCGCUGUAUGCUUACGUCAUCCCGUACUGACGCGAAAAGUCGUAGCCGUCGCCCAUCUGACUGAGCACGAAAUUGUGGAGAAAUCUCGUAGUCCUCAAUACGACUUUUCAAAAACAAAGAAACUUUUUUUUGUUUUCCAAAAAUAAUUUAUAGCAUUUAUAUACUGUUUAUCCGGCGCAAAUAAUAUAUUAGUACUAAAAAUCUGGCCUGUUUUUAAUGUUAUGACUUAUUUACACGUUUUGUAGGGGAUUUAUUUAGUCUGCAGGAGAUUUAGUUUGCGAAACUUUUUCUCUCGUUGUUGAUUUACUGCUAUAAAAGCAACAUAAACGACUACGGUGAUUUCCUCGCACGCGAUCAAAUCUCGUACUCGUAGUCAAAUCUAAAGCUCCCAGCCUAGUUCUCAUUCAUCGCAAACUGUCACUGACGAUCGGCGACGCUUACGAGAUAAGGCACAAUACUGCACAUAGUAUCUUACAAUUUUGUCCACAAUCCCCCUCCAUAGAUAUCCAAAGGUUUGCAAAGUGAAUCAUAGUGUGAGGUGGUAAUUCAGAGUAAAAAUAAAAAACAUUCUGAAAAAGCCAUAGAAAAAACAGAAUUUUCUAACUAAUGUCAAAAUAUAUUACAGUUAGAUUAAACUUCACGCUACAUGUUCAAAACUUUUAAUAGUUUUAAAAAUAAUUGUAUUAAUUUAAUGGUAUAGUAUUGCCUUAAUAUGUAAGUGCCAGUGGUAAGCCACCGUUAUGUAACUCAGUUGCACACCACCUAUUGAAGGUUUACAAUCGCAAAGAAACUUUCUCACAUGCAAGCUUUUUUCGAUUUCCCUUGGAUGCUGAAAGGUAAGAAAUUACUUUUUUAAAUAGGAUACUUUUGGUUUCAUAAAUUAAUUGGACAUUAUAGACUACAAAUGUUUUUCUAUUUCAGCGAGACAUCUUUGUAGGAUAUAUAUAUAUAUUUCUUUUUGGGUGAGUUUAGGAGUCUGAAUUAAUAUGACCAUGGAUAAUAAAAUAAAUGGAUAGGACUCUAGCUGACGUAAGCAAAAACAACCUUAAAAAAAACUUAAAAAACUUAAAAACAACCUAGUUGCAAUCUGUGACGUCACGCGUAUUGCAAAGUUCUCGGCAUUUUUGUUGUUUCGCUAUACUUUCCGCUUUAAAAGAGUAAUAUUGAAGCAUAUACUGGUCUAAUUGUUUUAAAAACAUGCCUAAGCCACGACAAAGUAUUCAAGGUAAAUGUUUUUCGUCUUUGUUUUGUAUUUUUUUACAUUUGUAGUUACGAAAUUGGCGUCACAAAUUUUAACGAAAUUUGCGAUGUAUUUUUCACUGUUUAGUGCUUGAAAUAUUUGCUAAAAUUGACUGGGAAUACUUAGAGAUUUCAUCGUAGAAUGGCGUAGUUAUAUUCAUUUGCUCUUUGACUAAAAUGUUUAGCUGUAUUAUUGCUAAACAUGCCGUUUUUGAGAAUUUGGUUUGCAACUAGGUUUCAACAUCCAAUCACGCCAUCAGCCCAUUGAAAAUAUUAGGUACGUCAGCUAGUUUCCUAUCCAUUUAUUUUAUUAUCCAUGAUAUGACGUAAGCAUAGGCGUACGGGACGGGGGGGCUGGGGGGGCAGCUGCCCCCCCCCCCAAAAGAUUACAAAGUCGAAAAGUCGGGCAAAUGUUCAACAAAAGUCGGGCAAAAGUCGGGGAAAAAGUAGUCAAAGCAAUAAAAUCUCUAGUAAUAAUAACCCCAGUUUGUUGGGCAAUAUUCGCUUCACAGUCGGGCAAUAUUGGGUUAUUAUAAAAAUAAAUGGGAUAAAUUCUGCCAAUUUUGCGGGAAAUUAUGUAAAUUUUGUGAUGUUUGGGAAAAUUUGUUUGAUGUUCCGAAAAAUUUUGUAUGUCCGAAAAAUUUUUGGACCCCUAAAAUGGUACACUGACCCAAAUUUUUUUGGCGACGGGGGGGGAGGGUUGGUCGCCAAAAUUUAUUGUUCCGGAAAAAAAAUUUUUCGGGCACUGGUCGGGCACAAUUCGAAAAAGUCGGGCAAAUUUCUUUCUGCCCCCCCUAAUUUUUUCCUUCCCGUACGCCUAUGGACGUAAGAAAACUUGUAAUAUUAAAAUGGCAGGUGUAAAAAAGGGAUGGAGAACCUUUCUUAGUUUAUAAAAUUAUCUUACUAGACUGAGAAAUUAAAGCAUGGACUUUAAUUGUUUAUAGGUUUUAUUAAGCCUGGCGCACACGAUGCGAUUUUAGUCGGCCGAUAAAAAUCGUUUGACUAAAACUAACAAAAUCGUUGUGUGUGCGGUGUCAUUUUUAACCGAUUUUUGUUGCUCGAUGUUAAUCGGACAACAUCAAAACGUUUUGAUAUUAUGCGAUUUUUAUCGGUGGAAUUUUAAGUAUAACCAAUCAGAUUUCAUGCUGUGAUCACGUGCUUGUAUUUAUUUGGCAACAUGGCGGCUACAGUUCAGGGAGCGUAUUUUUUUCGUAAUCGUGUGCGGAGUAUACCGAUGUAUAUCGGUAUGUCAAACGAUUUUUAUCGGCCGACUAAAAUCGCAUCGUGAGCGCCAGGCUAUAGAGAGGAGGCUAAAUUUAUAGAGAAUUUUACUAAAUAAUUAUCCAAGUUGUAUUUGCCGGCUUAAUCUCUGUGCAAAAAUACAAUUAAUAAUACAAUUACAUUUUUUAGAUCAAAGAGAUGGGUAGUCAACUCCCGCAGACAAGACCUCGAAAAGAAGGAUCGAAAAUAUUUAUAUAACAAUUACCGGAUUUGUUCAAAUCAAUUUGAAGACUCGAUGUUUCGUGGCAACUUAAAAAAUCGUUUGAAAGAAAAUGCAGUGCCUAUUAUUUUUGCAGUGCCGAAUCCGCCCAAGUCAAUAGGGUCAAAACGCCACCUUCUAGUCGACCGAUACAGCAUCAUCAACACAUGGUAACUAGUUUAACCCUUUACGUGGCAAUGCACCCAUGUGGGCCCCACUUUAUUACUAUUUUUACUCUGUUUAACACCAGACGAUUUCACUUGUCAGGGGGAGAGUCCUGCCACUUAAUGGGUUAAUAUACAAAACUACUGUAGAACAAUUUUUUUCCAAACAUUUGUUUUACUAAAAUGCAAUUGUAACUUAUGGUGUAUUAAGAUUGUUAUACUUUCAUUUAGGUAAGAGACGGAAAACAGACACUGCCAAGAAAUUAUACUUGAAAGAUCAACUACUGAUGAACUUGGUAGGUACAUAGUCAUAGAACAAACGAACAUACAACAAACCUUGAUAUUUUUACAUGUGAAUGAACCACUGUUAGAAAUAGGAUUUUGUUGGCAUCACCCAACUCCCUUUUGUUCUCAAAAUCUUUAUUACAAUCAUUUAGGUGAAAGCACAUCUUUGUUGGUAACUGAAGACUCCUAUGAAGCUAUGGAGACCAAUGAAGUGUUGCAAAAUGAUGAAGAACCUCAUAAUCAGCCAGAUAUAUAUUCGGCAAACAGAGCAAUUUAUUGUUAAAUACAUGUAUCAAGUUACACAAGCGAGGUAUUAAUUAAAAACAUUUUAUCUUUUUUACAGGCAGCUCUGAGUCAGAAAUCCAACAAAGUCAAGCUUGUCAGACAAGUUCAUAUCUUACUUAUGGUACUCCCAGAAAAACGAAAAUGCAGAAAACACUUGCGAUUCAGCGUAAACAAAGAAGAGAAGUGCAAUGAGAAAAAAGCUCUAUCAACCCUAAGAAAAUUUCUGUCUAAGCAAAUAGUGGACAAAAAAAGAGGGAAAGGGAGACGAUAUAGCCCAGCUCUCAAAGUUUUUCUAUCUUCCAUCAAAACGGAGUCUACGCAGGUGGGUUUCUCGGUUACCAGGAACACCUGGAAUUGCAGAAGCUGCAAUGAAUGUCAUUGAAACUAAAGUGAAAGUAUAUAAUCAAACACACAAAGGCAACCUAUUACAUGAAUGCUUUUAACCAAUAUGAGUCUAAUCCGAAAGAAAUGUGGAAAAAAAUAAGUGAUCUAACAAACAAGAAAACCAAAAGUACAAAUAUUUCUGAGAUAAAAGAGGAUGGAGUAAUGUUAACUGAUCCAACAGAAGUUGCGAACUCCUUCAAUAAAUUUUUUAGCGAAAUUGGCCCUGAUCUAUCUGAUAAAUUACCAGAACCGGAUUAUCUACCAGAAUCGUAUGUAAAUCCCAUAAAUUCCGAGUUCUAUUUUCAAACAAUAACCGAAACAGAAGUUUUUAAAUUAUUGACUACACUUAAAACAUCUAAGGCCACGGGACAUGAUAGAAUUUCGGCUAAACUGUUGAAGGACUCUGCGGAUGUAAUUACAAAGACGUUGACUCAAAUAUUUAACAAAUCAGUACUUUUAGGUAAAUUUCCGGAUGAUAUGAAAGUGGCAAUUAUUUCUUCUAUUUAUAAAACAGGAAGUAAAACGGAAACCACGAACUAUAGACCAGUGUCCGUGCUCUCCGUUGUCGCGAAAAUUUUUGAAAUUUUUGAAAUUUAUCUCGCAGCAGCUUAA